UCUCCAGAGAGCAGACGAGCACGGACGAGGACCAAGCGCGAGAACAAGAAUAAAUCACAUUCCUUGGACUAAAAGUUAGAACGCUGGACCAGUGAUCGUAGGAUUUUCCCUCUUGCGUUUGUGAGUAAUUACUUAAAAACUAAACAGAUUUAGCGGAGCGCACCUUUCCUCCAAGUACUGUUGCGCUAUGGAAGCUUUGAGUUUGAAGCCGUUCAGUCCAGUUCAUGCUUUCGUCGCGUACGCGCGUGCUUCGUUAGUUCAUUGACUAGUCGAUGUCACAGUAAUCAUGGUGGAACCUGUGGGCUUCGUGGACGCGUGGCGAGCUCAGUUCCCCGAGUCCGACCCGCCGUGCAUGGAGCUGAGCUCACUGGUGGACAUUGAGCAGGAGCUCGACAAAUGCAAGACGUCCAUCAGGGACUUGGAGAAGGAGGUCAACAAGGAGCGCUUUCGCAUGAUCUACCUGCAGACCCUGCUCGCAAAAGAGAAGAAGUCUUACGAUGGGCAGAGGUGGGGAUUUAAAAAGAGCCCCCACGCAGAUGACAGAGAGCGGAGGGGCGCGCGCGGAGGAGGCGCGGCGGAGGACCCGCAGCACGGAGCGCCCGCCAGGACGGGCAGGUACAAGGCGCAGCCCGAGGGAGAGGGCGACGGCGCGGCUCCAGGCCAACGGAAGGGCGGAGGGUCACACGUGCGCCCGGAGGCGGAGGUCUCCGACAUCCCAGUGGGCUCGGGCUCGGUGGCGGCGCUUCGGUCCAACUUUGAGCGCAUCCGCAGGGCCAACUCUCACACGGCGGGCGACGGCCGGGGUCUGUCGGUGCUGGGCGGCCUGGAGAAGCCCUUCUACGCGAACAUGGAGUACCAUCAGGAGCGCGGGCUGGUCAGGGUCAACGACCGGGAGGUGUCAGACAGGAUCAGCACGCUGGGCUGUCAGGCCAUGCAGAUGGAGCGCAAGAGGUCCCUGCACUCGCUCCCAGGGAACCUGUCGGCUGCCUCCGGGGACGUCGGCAGGUCGGUCCAGAGAGGGCGGUCCACCGACGGCAGCUGCGGCUACAACGGCGCCUGUGACGACGCCGACGUCGGGCCGCACCUCCCGAAGGACGGCGUGAGCCGGUCCCCGGGGGGGAGGUCCGAGCGGCCGCCGCCGGACUGUCAGCCUUACACCAGCGUGUACGUCGGGGGGAUGAUGGGUGAGGGGGACACGCGCGUCAUCCACGUCGGAGACCACAGCGUGGACGAGGACGCGGCCCUGACUUGGCCCAGACGCUCCUACUCUCCCGGCAGCUUCGACGACGCGGGGGGCGGCUACACGCCGGACUGCAGCUCCAACGAGAACCUGACGUCCAGCGAGGAGGACUUCUCCUCAGGCCCGUCCAGCCAGGUGUCCCCGAGCCCCACCGCCUACCCGAUGUACAGGCAGAAGAGCCGCUCCCCCUCCCAGCAGUCCUUCGACAGCGGCAGCCCCCCCACGCCGCUGUCGCUGAAGCGCCUGAAGCAGCACGUGACGCUGUCCGAGGCCUCCGUCGUCGGGGUCCGUAAGGCGGGUCACGCGUGGCCCGGUGACGGGGACUCCACCGCAUCCAGCAGGACCUCUCACGACAACAGCGUCCAAGGAGACUCGGAGGCUCCCGACACCGAGCCCCCUCUGUCCUAUGGCUACGACCCGGAGCAGUCGGAGCAGCAGCAGCGCCUCCACUCCCUCUGCUUCGCUGGGUCUCCUGCCUCCUCCCCGCGCCUCCGCUCCAAGGCCCGGAGCCGCCAGAACCAGCAGGAGUCCACGCUGCCGGUGGAGCUGGAUCAGGAGAAGGGGUUGGAGAUGAGGAAGUGGGUUCUGUCGGGAAUCCUGGCCAGUGAGGAGACCUACCUCAGCCACCUGGAGGCCCUGCUCAUACCCAUGAAACCUCUGAGAGCUUCAGCCACAACUUCCCAACCGAUGCUGAGCACCCAGGAGAUCGAGACCAUCUUCUUCAAAGUGCCAGAGCUUCACGAGAUCCACAAGGACUUCUAUGAUGCUCUGCUGCCCCGGGUCCAAGACUGGAGCCACCAGCAGUGUGUGGGUGACCUCUUCCAGAAGCUGGCCAGCCAGCUCGGCGUGUACCGGGCCUUUGUGGAUAACUAUAAGGUUGCCGUGGAGACGGCAGACAAGUGCUGCCAGGCAAACGCUCAGUUCGCAGAGAUAUCCGAGAAUCUCAAGGGCAAAAGCACAAAGGACUGCAAAGACCAAUCGGCGAAGAAUUCUCUGGAAACUCUUCUCUACAAGCCGGUGGACCGAGUGACGCGCAGCACGCUGGUUCUGCACGACCUCCUGAAGCACACGCCCCCCGGCCACCCAGACCACCCCCUUCUGCAGGACGCCCUGCGCAUCUCCCAGAACUUCCUGUCCAGCAUCAACGAAGAGAUCACGCCGCGCAGGCAGUCCAUGACGGUCAUGAAGGGAGAGAACCGUCAGCUGCUGAGAGAUCGCUUCAUGGUGGAGCUGGUUGAAGGUUCCAGGAAACUCCGUCACGUCUUCCUGUUCACCGACCUGCUGCUCUGCGCCAAGCUGAAGAAACAGGCCGCCGGGAAGGGACAACAGUAUGACUGUAAGUGGUACAUCCCGCUGGCUGACCUCACCUUCCAGACCAUCGAGGACUGCGAGUCAACCCCCAUUCCUCUCGUGCAGGAUGAGGAGAUCGACGCCAUGAAGAUCAGAAUCUCCCAAAUCAAGAAUGACAUCCAAAGGGAGAAGAGAACCACCAAAGGAUCCAAAGUGUUUGAGCGUCUGAGGAAGAAGUUAUCGGAGCAGGAGUCCCUGCUGCUCCUCAUGUCCCCCAACAUGGCGUUCAGAGUGGCCAACAGAAAUGGGAAGGGUUACACGUUUCUCAUCUCCUCUGACUACGAACGGGCCGAGUGGAGGGACAUUAUCCGCGAGCAGCAGAAGAAGUGUUUUAAAAGCUUCUCUUUGACCUCUCUGGAGCUACAGAUGCUGACUAACUCAUGUGUGAAGCUCCAGACCGUUCACACUAUUCCAAUGACCAUGAAUAAAGAAGAAGAUGAGUCUUCCGGUUUAUAUGGCUUCCUGAAUGUCAUUGUCCACUCGGCAUCUGGGCUAAAACAAAACCUAAACCUUUACUGCUCCCUGGAGGUGGAUUCUUUUGGCUACUUUGUCAACAAGGCCAAAACGCGCGUGUACAGAGACUCUACGGAGCCGAACUGGAACGAGGAGUUUGAGAUUGAACUGGAGGGCUCCCAAACUCUGAGGCUGCUCUGCUAUGAGAAGUACUGCAACAAAAUCAAGCAGAACAAAGAGGAUGGAGAGAUCACAGACAAGAUCGUGGCCAAGGGUCAGAUAAAGCUGGAUCCUCAGACGCUGCAAAACAAAGACUGGCAGAGGACAGUCAUCGCCAUGAAUGGGGUGGAAGUGAAGCUGUCGAUGAAAUUCACCAGCAGAGAGUUCAGUUUGAAGAGGAUGCCUUCACGAAAGCAGUCCGGCGUCUUCGGAGUUAAAAUCAACAUAGUAACAAAGCGAGAGCGCUCCAAGAUCCCCCUCAUUGUGAGGCAGUGCGUGGAGGAGAUCGAGCGACGGGGCAUGGAGGAGGUGGGGAUCUACAGGGUGUCCGGCGUGGCCACCGACAUCCAGGCGCUCAAGGCCGCGUUCGACUCCCACAACAAGGACGUGUCCGUCGUGAUGAGGGAGAUGGACGUGAACGCCAUAGCUGGAACGCUCAAGCUGUACUUCCGCGAGCUGCCGGAGCCUCUGUUCACGGACGAGUUGUACCCCAACUUUGCUGGAGGCAUCGCUCUGUCGGACAGCGUGGCCAAGGAGAGCUGCAUGCUCAACCUGCUGCUGUCUCUGCCGGAGCCCAAUCUCGUCACCUUCAUCUUCGUGCUCGAUCAUUUAAAAAGGGUUGCUGAAAACGAGAGCUUCAAUAAGAUGUCUUUGCACAAUCUGGCCACUGUUUUUGGCCCCACUUUGCUGCGUCCGUCUGAAAAGGACAGCAAACUCUCCAGCAGCUCACAGCCAAUCUCAAUGAACGACAGCUGGUCGCUGGAGGUCAUGGCUCAGGUUCAAGUCCUUCUGUACUUCCUUCAGCUGGAGAGCAUUCCGACACCCGACAGCAAACGUCAAAGCCUUCUCUUCUCUACUGAAGUAUAACGUCAACCCCCCUGUCAGAGCUUAACCAGGUGAAUUGUAGGCGUCCAGCUUGCCGCCUGCAGAGGGAUCUUAGUGUAGCCAUCAGGGGGCGCUGUCAACACAGCUGUCAUGGCCAAAGCCUCUUCUGGAUGUGGGAAGCGGUGUGCUGUUUACUCACAAGCAUCUCUGGACGGCGCAUAGAACAAUAUAUCAUUCCUUCUUUCGUGUUUAAUUUGCUGUUGUAUUUUUCCCUGCCACGUUCUGUCACUGUGCACAUUCGCUCCAUGUUCACAAAGUUGUUGUCGAUGGAUUGUUUUUGUGAGGAUGGAUGAUGGAGGAGUGAAAACAUUUUUGCUUUAUGCUUUGUUUUUUUUUUUUUUAUGUAAGACUUGUUUUAAAACUUACCUGUGCCAAUUUUUCCCUGCUGACGACCAAUAGAGCUUUUCGGUUGCCCCUAAUGUUUACAUGUGUCAUUUUGUACAGAAUUUCAAAGGUGGAGACUGAAAACUGUACUCAGCACAUAGCAACAUGCAGGCAUGUUGAUCCAACCCUUGAAGUGUGUCCUUAUUUGGUGGGGCCAGUCUGAUGGUGGUGCCCCAGGCAGUCGAUUUGUAGAUAUGAGUGUGCUUCUUUGGGGAUGGUACAGAAAAGUGAAGGCAAAUCAUUCCUGGAAGAGGCAAGGCCGAAUUCUUUCAUCCGUGGAAUGUCCACCUGGCUGUGCAGAAUUGUAUGUCCACAUUUCUUACUGUAUGUUUUGUGUCCAUAUUGUUUUUAGACUCUUAUUGGAUUUUUUUCCAGGUGGAGUUUAUGUAUAUGUUUUUGCAUUCUGCACCCCUUGUGUAGAGCUGUAUUCCUCGGUAGGACUCAAGCACACUGCUGUAGUAACGAGAGCACCUAGAGAUGAAAAGCCGAAUGCUCCGUAGUAAAGCACUUGAAAUGAUUCACUCAUAUCCACUUUGCCUGAGUUAUUAAGAUAUAAUUCACAGGCUUAUCGUCUUCAUGCUCGGUUUUACGUUGAAAUAAAAGCUAUGUGCUUACGUAACUCAAAUUAGCACUUGAGGUAGCACAAAGUAUACAACCUAUAACCAUCCGUGCGAAUGAUUCAUGUACAUUAGGCAAUAACUAUUGGUCUUUAUAUAACAGCCAGUGUCUCAUGUAUGUAUCAUUUAUGUAAAUAAAAAGUUAAUAAAAUUAUAUUGUGCAUUA
This is a messenger RNA of Betta splendens (Siamese fighting fish), 5314 nucleotides long. RefSeq names its product PH_BCR_vertebrate and RhoGAP_Bcr domain-containing protein. The record is from RefSeq and is a predicted model, not a curated record. Gene Ontology annotation, molecular function: protein serine/threonine kinase activity; guanyl-nucleotide exchange factor activity; GTPase activator activity. Gene Ontology annotation, biological process: intracellular signal transduction; protein phosphorylation; positive regulation of GTPase activity. Gene Ontology annotation, cellular component: membrane. NCBI's taxonomy places the organism in Eukaryota, Metazoa, Chordata, Actinopteri, Anabantiformes, Osphronemidae.